Bombyx mandarina (wild silkworm) is the source of this 1584-nucleotide messenger RNA. Its product is annotated as NADH-cytochrome b5 reductase-like. NCBI's taxonomy places the organism in Eukaryota, Metazoa, Arthropoda, Insecta, Lepidoptera, Bombycidae. Gene Ontology annotation, molecular function: oxidoreductase activity. The record is from RefSeq and is a predicted model, not a curated record.
UCUGAAUCUUGGUUAUUAGCAAUUAAAUCUAAGUAAUAAAUUGGGAUUAAAUGAGAUUAGAUACAACUGAAAAGAUUAAGUAACUUCUCAUAAAGUGAUACCUACAAAUUUACAAAGAAUUCAAUGAAUUAUGUGGAUGAACCUGAUAAGCCAUAUUCAGCGAUUUCGUUUCAUUUCCCACACUUGUCCACGUUCACACAUGAACGAUUAAUAAGGUACCCUUUACUCCUAAAGAACUCGCAAUAGUAAAUUACCAAAAUAUGUGCAAUUAACCCUACACUGAUUGCUUUCACGCUAAAAGUAAGAAGUACUUUGUAAAGUUUGUAAUACAUAUCAUAUAUACAUAAUAUAUAAGUUCGGAUAGGUACCUGGUACCUAAUUGCUUUGCAAGCUACAAUCAGUAAUGACAGUUCACUUAAAAAUCGUAAAUAUUACAUAAUUAAAGAGUAAAGAACGUAGGUAUCAAUUAAAAUAUAGCCCGAUUCUAGGAUCGAGUGAUAAAUAUCUUGUAUUGGUGAUUACCGAUUGUUAUUCUAACAUUGUUAUUCAAGAUUUGCAUUCAUAGUAUCACGCAUAUACAGUGCUUAUUAUAUAUGUAUGUACCCUUUCUGACGUUUAAUAAACUUGUACCUACAUGAAAAUGGACAAACCUGUGGAACCUAAUAUUGAAGAUUGCUGUGGUAGUGGCUGCAACCCAUGUAUAUUUGAUAUUUAUAAAGAGCAACUUAAAAAAUAUGAAAAUAGUUUGAAGUAUGGGCAAAUAACAAAUAAUACCUUAGAAAAUGGAAUAUCACAAAUUAAAUACACAAAUUUUGUUGUGGUAGACAAUAAAUAUAUGAAUGAUACACAUGCAAUAAUAAUUCUAAAGAGACUUGUAUGCAAUGAUAAUGGUAUGAGUCGAUUAUGGUGGAACCCAGGUGAUCACUUCCUUCUGAAAUAUGCUGCAGAAAAUAAAACAUGUACUAGAGCAUACACUCCAAUUAAGUUAAAAAAAAAUGAAACAGAUUUGUGGGACUUUUUCAUUGUUGUAAAGAAAGGCAAUAUAGGUUCAGUGUCUUUAUAUCUAUACAAUUUACAGAAAAGUGAUAUAACCUCAUGGCGAGGUCCAUAUGGAAAAUAUGAACUUGUUCCAAAUAGAUUUGAUAGAAUCAUAAUGAUAGCCCAAGGAACUGGCUUAGCCCCUUUCAUUUCAAUUAUCCAGCAGAUUCUUGAAAAUGAAGAUGACAUGACAAAAAUUAUAUUAAUUUAUUGCACUCAAAAGAUUGAGACCAUAAUUUUAAGAGAAGAAUUGUACUCAUAUAAACAAUAUUGGAACUUUUCUUACAAAAUUUAUCUUAGUGAAAGUAGUGAUGAAUUUCCAUCUAAAUAUGAAGAACCAAUAAUAUGUACAAAAUUUAAUUUUAAUGAAUUAUCCCAUCAUAGACCAUUUAGAAUAAGUGAUCAAUACCUCUUGUGUGGUUCAGUAACUUUCAUGGAAACUUAUGGACAAUAUUUAAUCAAUGAAAAUGUUCAACUUGCAAAUAUAGUAAAAUUUUAGUUUUAUUGUAUGAAUGGUCUAUUAAAUUUAUGUAGUGAGACCCUUAA